AAUCACACUGUCGGAGUACAAGCUGAAAGAUAAGGACUUAAAUAAAACAUUUUUUUCUGAUAAAAAUGAGGUCAUUUACAAAUUGGAAGGUGUAGCUAUGGUUGAUGACAAAGGUUUACCGGAUCUAUUAAUUUAUUUGGGCACUCUGGAAAAGCUAUCUGAUGAAUGGAAGGAAAUAACUUUCACUACUUUCGAUCUAAAUCUUUUCAUGAAAAUUUUCAAACAAAAAGAUAAAGAAGGUGUUGAAGGCGAAGGUGAGGCAGACGGCCUUCUUACCCACGAUAAAUUAGUGAGUCUAAUUCACGACAAUUUAAUCCUAGAACCUAAAUUCGUGGAGAAUAUAAUGAAUGAAUUUAAAGAUGCAGAUUCAAUUAACGCACUAAUGUUCUUGGCGACAAUAUUAAAGCAUAAACCAGAAGGUAAAGGUCUUGACAUAAUACAGCUAAGAAAAUGCUCAGCUUUGUAUAAAUCGUUUUCCGUUCAUCUUUCUACUGAUAGCCUAGUAGACUUAUUUCUGUCGUUACAAAUUGUUUCCGAAGACUAUGUUGGGCUACUAUAUGAGAUAGAACACGUCCGCAAGUUUACAUUUAUAUUACUUUGA
Molecule: messenger RNA, 601 nt
Organism: Adelges cooleyi (spruce gall adelgid)
Lineage: Eukaryota; Metazoa; Arthropoda; Insecta; Hemiptera; Adelgidae
Exons: 5
Coding region: 98-601 (167 amino acids)
Source: RefSeq, a predicted model, not a curated record